This is a messenger RNA of Cottoperca gobio, 3641 nucleotides long. It is a transcript of the gene kat5a, whose product is annotated as K(lysine) acetyltransferase 5a. The coding region runs from base 90 to 1907 and encodes 605 amino acids. The transcript is spliced from 16 exons. The record is from RefSeq and is a predicted model, not a curated record. NCBI's taxonomy places the organism in Eukaryota, Metazoa, Chordata, Actinopteri, Perciformes, Bovichtidae. Gene Ontology annotation, molecular function: histone H4K16 acetyltransferase activity. Gene Ontology annotation, cellular component: NuA4 histone acetyltransferase complex. Gene Ontology annotation, biological process: double-strand break repair via homologous recombination; regulation of DNA-templated transcription.
CAUUAAUCAAAGAAGUUUCAUCUUGCUUUUUAUUUCAUCUUUGUUGUGGACCGGCAUUUUCCCACAACACCCUGCUCCUGCUCGUACAGAUGACGAAAAUGGCGGACAACGCAUCAUCGGUCGAUAUUUUUGAGGGCUGCCGCCUCCCCGUUCUUCGUAAAAACCAAGAACAUGAGGACGAAUGGCCGUUGGCUGAAAUUCUAAGUGUGAAGGAAGUCUCUUCGAGAAAGCUUUACUAUGUUCACUAUAUUGACUUCAACAAGCGCCUGGAUGAGUGGGUCACAGGGGACCGGCUGGACAUGAAGAAGCUUCAGUUCCCUAAGAAAGAAGCAAAAACGCCAACCAAGAACGGUCUUCCAGGCUCCCGUCCCAGUUCUCCGGAGAGAGAAGGGAGGAAGAGUCUAGAUCUCAACGCACAGUCUGCCACAGCUCCUUCCAGAGGCAAAACCCUCCCUACACCGCUAUCGGGUCAUUCUGAACUGCUUGGGAAUCCAGAAAUAAACAACCAUGACAUAAAAAAGGAAGAAGCUGAUCCGGUCGUGCAGAUCACAACUGGAAGUGCUUUAACAAACAGUGUCUCCAAAUGUUUGUCAGGUGUAUGCUCUGGACUUGUCAAGCCACACUUCAACUUCAACAAAUCUUUCAAGAAGAGGAAAGUGGAGACCGUUCCCUUGACGACUCAGGUACCCCCGGCCACCUCGGUGUCCUCCCUGCCAAGUUCAGCUGAAGCCUCUCAGGCAGCUGGGUUUCCUGCCGUGAGGGAGACCAACACCUUUAAGUCUCGCGAAGACCAUGAACAGAUCUCUUCGCUCACAACGAACGGCACUGCCCGACGACUCAUCCCCUCGCAGCCCGGGAGGAAGAGAAAAGCUAAUUGUGGGGGAACUGACGAGAUGAUAAAGGUAUUGCAGUACAACAACCCUCAGAGUGCCAGUGUCUUUCUACCACCACCAGAGGAUUCCCAAGACAGUUCGGACGGCAUCCCGACUGCACCCCGCAUGACAGGCAGUCUGGUGUCCGACCGCAGCCAUGACGACAUCGUCACCCGGAUGAAAAACAUCGAGUGUAUAGAGUUGGGACGUCACAGACUGAAGCCCUGGUACUUCUCCCCGUACCCACAGGAACUCACCACGCUGCCCAUCCUCUACCUCUGUGAAUUCUGUCUCAAGUACCUCAAAAGCCUCAAGUGUCUCCAGAGGCAUUUGACAAAAUGUCAUCUAAGACAUCCCCCAGGCAACGAGAUCUACCGCAAAGGCACCAUCUCAUUUUUUGAGAUUGACGGCAGGAAAAACAAAAAUUAUUCCCAGAACCUGUGUUUACUUGCUAAGUGUUUCCUGGACCACAAAACCUUGUAUUACGACACGGACCCUUUCCUCUUCUAUGUAAUGACGGAGUAUGACUCCAAAGGCUUCCACAUAGUGGGCUACUUCUCUAAGGAAAAAGAGUCGACUGAAGAUUAUAACGUUGCCUGCAUUCUGACCUUACCUCCCUACCAGCGGAGAGGCUAUGGCAAACUGCUCAUCGAGUUCAGUUACGAGCUCUCCAAGGUAGAAGGGAAGACGGGAACUCCUGAGAAGCCACUCUCUGACCUCGGCCUGUUGUCGUAUCGCUCCUACUGGUCCCAGACCAUCUUGGAAAUUCUCAUGGACCUUAAACCUGACAAUGGAGAAAGGCCGCAGAUUACCAUCAAUGAGAUCAGUGAGAUCACAAGUGUAAAAAAAGAAGACGUCAUUUCAACGCUUCAGUACCUCAACCUCAUCAACUAUUACAAGGGCCAGUACAUCCUGACUCUUUCAGAGGACAUUGUGGAUGGGCAUGAAAGAGCGAUGCAGAAGAGACAUUUGCGCAUAGAUUCAAAAUGCCUUCACUUCACACCUAAGGACUGGAGCAAGAGGGGCAAGUGGUAGAGUCCCGGUCUGGUCCGCUGACUACCUUCCCAAACCGCCAGAUAACAGACUUGAAGCAAAUUGUGGAUCAAAUGAAGGUUUUUGUCGCGGCUUCUCGCCGAGAACCUCAAAACCUUUUUGAACCAAGGACCCCUCUUCAGAGAAACAAAUCAUCACUUGGGAUGCAAACGUUUUUAUUGUGAAUAUUCAUUGUAUAUUGUGAAUUUAAAAAGCUCUCAAACUUGGGGACUUAAGAGAGACUGGUUAACAGUGACACCGCCAACCUUUUACAACACACCUUCUGCUGCGUGAAAAAUCCUGUUUAUGACCAACAGUGCGUUAAAAGUGACAUAUGGUGUCUGUUUCAUAGUGUAAAUUAAAGCCUACAAUUUCAAACACACACACACACACACACACACACACACACACACACCACCUAAUGGAAGCAAGAUGGUUUUAUUAUGGAUAAUAAUUUAAAUUCUGCAGGGAAUUGCCUCAUCUGUCCACAUUAUGUAAAAACCACUAAGAGGAUUUCUUUCCCUAAACUCAACCAGGAAGAGGUUUUCUUCGGCCAACACAAACAUAAGCGUGUGAUUUCUGUCCACGUCCUUUGUAUCUGCCACACAAAGAGGUUAAAAUAUAGUCGUCAAAAUGAUUAAUGUACCCCCAAAUAAGUUGAAUUCCUUGUAUGACAUCACUCUAAUUUGUCAUACAACUCGUAUUUAAGAAGCCUUCGUUGAUGACAAAAGUACAAGACUUGUAGCACUCCUCAACAACAGGACAACUAAUGUCCCAACAGCACUCCAAAAUGUUGUCACUUUCUACUUUGAUUUGAGUUCUUUGUACAAAGUGUGCGGGCUUCAAAACAUCUCAAACACUUCUUCCCUGAAUUGCUUUGAAACGAAUAUCUGCUGAUUAACAGACUAUAGUCACAGGGACUCGAUAGGAAGUGUUUUGGAUAUUGUAAACGGGGAGAAUCAGAUUUGUUUUGGGGAGUACAAAUUAAUAUUCUCAUCUCAAUGCACAGAUACUCAUUUCCAAUUUAUUGUGAUUCUCCUCCAGUGCCUGAAUUGUAAUGUCUCUCAACAAGCAGAGAUGUUCUAAUAUGGCUCACUAUAUUCAAAUAAACCGCUUGGAUACAGACAAUGAAAUUCAAAACUAAACAUCAAGAUCUACAUUUAUGUUUUUUAAGAACCGACGUGGUCAAAUCAGGUUUGUUAUCUUUUACGGUAGUAGCUCUGCUUUAAUUUCCCUAUGUUUUAAGUCGUUGGAAGUAUUUAUGCUCUUUUGCUUGUGAGCAUUUGGGUGGAUCUUCCUUUUUUAUUUUUUUCUCCAGAUAAUCCCUUCAUGAUCAUCUGUACAGUGUGCAAUGAGACAAAUCAUUUCCCCAAGUUAAACAUAUGUUCCCCAUAACUGUACAUACUGAACCUGAUUGUAUACAAAAAAAGAAAAGCUUAGAAGACAGAAGCCAUGUUGAACUGUUAGAGGAAUGUAAAUUUUGUGUACAGUUGUCUUUAGUGUCUUUUUUUACUUAAUGUAAACUAACUGGCUGCACAAUAUCAACAGGAAAAGACAUAAAAGUGUUAUCUUACUUUCAGUUUGUGUUUUAUGUUUACAUGUCACAAAGGAUGUUUAAUUUACCCAGUUGAAAUGAUUUAGUAUAUAUUUAAGUGAAACACAGUUGAGAGUAUGAUUUGAACGUUUGAUAUGAAAAGCUUGUUGAAUUGAUAAAAAAAAAAAACAUCUUAAAAACUA